Rotaria sordida is the source of this 3942-nucleotide messenger RNA. Lineage: Eukaryota; Metazoa; Rotifera; Eurotatoria; Philodinida; Philodinidae. The record is from the annotation of a GenBank genome assembly.
AUGGAAGAAAAUUCACACGAUAUAAAUCAAAGACUACGUCCUUAUGUUGAAAAGGAUGAAGAUAAUAUUCCACAAAACUCAAUAAUCAAUGAAAUGGCUGAGGCAGCUUCCUCCGGUGUUGAAGUGAAAGAAGUUUCAGCAAAAAAUGGUGAUGUUCAAAAAGAAGAAAAAGGAGCUGCAGAAAUUGUCGGUUUUAUAAGUCUAUUUCGGUUUUCAAAUGCAAUGGAUUUUUUUUAUAUGUUCAUUGGUACAAUUGCUUCUUUGGUACAUGGCGCUACAUUUCCUUUGAUGUUACUUAUAUUUGGAAAUUUAACUGUUACAUUUACUAAUCGAUCAUUUGAUCUAUGUGGAUUGAAUUUUACAAUACUUGAUUGUUUUUGUCCACCUGAUGUUCAUCUUACUCCUGGAAAUAUUUUUAAUGAAUAUAAAAAAUGCAAUUUCUCAGCACUUAAUUUUACGUUGCCAAAUAUUGACUUUUUAGCAAAUGUUCGGCAACAAUCUCUAUGGCUUACUAUUAUAGGAUGUGGAAUAAUUGUAGUAGGAUAUUUUCAAGUUAGUUUUUGGUCAGUUGCAUGUGAACGUCAAACACGUCGUCUUCGUGAAAGACUUCUUCGAGCAAUACUUAAUAAAGAAAUCGCUUAUUUUGAUAUUAACAAAACUAAUCAACUUAAUACACAAUUGACAGAAAAUGUUAAUAAAGUACACGAUGGUACCGGUGAUAAACUCGGUUCAGCAUUACAAUUUAUUGCUUCUUUUUUUGCUGGUCUAGCAUUGGGAUUGAUUCGAGGAUGGAAAUUAACAUUAGUUAUACUUUCAGUUGGUCCAUUGCUUUUUUUAAAUGCAUUUAUCAUUACAAAAAUGACAGCAACAAUGACAUCACAAGAAUUAAAAUCAUAUGCAAAAGCUGGAGCUAUUGCUGAAGAAGUUUUUAGUAGUAUACGAACUGUUUUUGCAUACAAUGGAGCAACUUAUGAAUCGAACAGAUAUGCAAUACAUUUAAAAUCAGCAAAAAAAAAUGGUAUUCGUAAAGGAGCGAUUAAUGGAAUUUUAAUGGGUACUAUAUUUCUUUUCCUGUUUUGCACUUAUGCUUUGGGUUUUUGGUAUGGAGCUAAAUUAGUUCGAGAGGAAGCAGAAAAAUAUUCAAUUGAUGCAAUUCUUAUUGUCUUUUUUUCCAUUAUUACAGCAGUAUUUAGGCUUGGUCAAGCAGCUCCUCAUCUUCAAGCAUUAGCACAAGCUCGAGGUGCAGCUUAUACAUUAUGGAAUAUAAUUGAUACACCAUCGACAAUUACAAUAAGUAAUCCAAAUGGUAUUCAAAAAGAGGAUUUAAUUGGUGAAAUUAAAUUUUCUAAUGUUCAAUUUGUUUAUCCAUCUCGAACUGAUGUUCCUGUUCUUAAUGGACUUUCAUUUACAGCUCAUCCUGGUCAGACAACAGCACUUGUUGGUACUUCUGGUUGUGGAAAAAGUACAUGUAUGCAAUUAUUACAAAGAUUUUAUGAUACAGUCGAUGGUUCAGUUGAAAUUGAUGGUAUUCCUGUUAAUCAAUAUAAUCUUCGUUGGCUUCGACAACAUAUUGGUGUUGUAUCGCAAGAACCAGUUUUAUUUCAAACAACAAUCAGAGAAAAUAUACUCUUUGGAAGAAUAGAUGCAACACAAGAGCAAAUUGAACAAGCAGCUAAAAUGGCAAAUGCACAUGAUUUUAUCAUGUCAUUACCACAUAAAUAUAAUACACUUGUUGGUGAACGUGGUGCACAAUUGAGUGGAGGACAAAAACAACGAAUAGCUAUUGCUCGUGCACUUGUUCGUGAUCCUCGUAUUCUUUUACUUGACGAAGCAACAAGUGCUCUUGAUACAGAAAGUGAACAUAUUGUACAAGAAGCUCUUGAUCGUGCAUCAAAAGGACGUACAACAAUUGUAAUUGCUCAUCGUUUAUCAACCAAUGUAAAUGCAUCAAAAAUAAUUGUGCUUAAUAAAGGAUCAGUUAUUGAAGAAGGAAAUCAUGAGACAUUAAUGGGUGCAAAAGGUGUUUAUCAUGGUCUUGCUGAAGCACAAAAUUUACAUCUGAAAGAAGAUGAUCAACAGGAAAAUGACGAUGAUGAUUUACUACCACUUCCUAUUUAUACUCGAGUAUUAUCAUUAAGUGAUCAACAUUAUCCUGGAGACGAAAUCUUAACUGCAGAUGGAAAAUAUUAUACCGGACCUUCACCAUUUUGGACAAUGCUUAAAAUGAAUAAACCAGAAAUAUGUUAUAUUAUAAUUGGUUGUUUGUCAUGUAUUUGUAAUGGAGGUAUUCAACCGGCAUUUGGUGUUAUUUUAAGUAAAGUUAUUGCUGUUUUUCAAUUAUGCGAUAAAGAAGAGCAAAAACAUCGGGUAUUUAUUUAUAUUUUAAUCUUUAUUGGUCUUGGUGUUCUAAUGCUUUUCACAAUGUUUUUACAAAGUUGCCUCUUUGCAAUAUCUGGUGAAAGAUUAACAGAACGUCUUCGUGCAAAAAUCUUUCGAACAUUAUUACAACAAGAAGUUGCUUAUUUUGAUCAUCCAGAAAAUAAUACAGGUGCACUAUGUACUCGUCUUGCAACUGAAGCAUCAGAUGUUCAAGGAGCUACUGGUAUUCGAAUUGGAACAAUAUUACAAAAUAUAUGCAAUCUUGGUGUUGGACUUGUUUUAGCAUUUAUUUUUGGUUGGAAAUUAACUUUACUUAUAUUAGCUUUUGUUCCAUUUAUGAUUAUAGCGGGAUUUUUACAAAUAUAUAUGAUGACUAGAUUUGCUAAUAAAGAUAAAAAUGCAUUGGAAAAUGCUGGAAAGAUUGCUGUUGAAGCAAUAUCGAAUAUUCGAACUGUUGCACAAUUAACAAAAGAACAACAUUUUGGGGAUGAAUAUUGUAGAUUACUCGACAUUCCUUUUAAAAAUAGUUUAAAACAAGCACAUUUAUUUGGAAUUUCAUUUAGUUUUACUGAUGCCAUUACAUUCUUUGCACAAGCGGCUCUAUUUACUUUCGGAGCUUGGCUAGUUGAACGAGGAGAGAUGACUUUUGAAGAGAUUAUGCUUGUACUCAAUUGUAUAAUUUUCGGUGCAAUGGCUGUUGGUCAAACAGCAUCAAUGUCUCCGGAUUAUGCCAAGGCAAUUGUAUCAUCAAAAAAAAUUUUGGCUUUAUUUGAGCGUGUACCAGUAAUUAAUCAUUAUUCGGCUGAUGGAAUUAUAUUAGAAAAUUUUAAUGGUCAAAUUGAUUUAACUAGUUUGGGAUUUCGUUAUCCAAAUCGGCCUGAAAUACAAGUUUUGAAAAAUUUUAAUUUAACAAUUGAACCUCAUAAACAAAUUGCACUUGUUGGUUCAUCCGGUUGUGGAAAAAGUACAAUUAUUCAGUUACUUGAACAUUUUUAUAAUCCAUCAAGUGGACAAAUAUUAAUUGAUCGAAAUGAAUUAUCAUCAUUAAAUCUUCAAUGGUGGAGAAGUCAAAUUGGUUUUGUUAGUCAAGAACCAGUUUUAUUUGAUGUAUCAAUUCGAGAAAAUAUUGCAUAUGGUGAUACAUCAAGAAUUGUACCUAUCAAAGAAAUUCGAGAAGCCGCAAAAAAUGCAAAUAUUCAACGAUUUAUUGAAAAUUUACCAGAACAGUAUGAAACAAAUGUUGGUUCAAAAGGUACACAAUUAUCCGGUGGUGAAAAACAACGAAUUGCUAUUGCUCGAGCUCUUGUUCGUAAUCCGAAGAUUUUAUUACUCGAUGAAGCGACGAGUGCACUUGAUACCGAAAGUGAACGUAUAGUUCAAGAAGCUCUUGAUCAAGCAUCUGUAGGUCGUACAACAAUUGCUAUAGCUCAUCGUUUAUCAACUAUACAAAAUUCUGAUCUUAUUUGUGUUCUUCAUCGUGGUCGUAUUGUUGAAUCUGGUAAACAUGAUGAAUUAUUGGCUCGAAAAGGAUAUUAUUAUCGUUUAGCCCAAGCAAAAAAAUAG